GAACGUCCCUAGAAGUGUCAGGACAUGGCAUAAGACACUCCCUUGUACGCAUUGCCCUUGACAGCAAACAUAACGACGACGAUGGCUUCCCUGAUACUGGACACUCCCGCCAUGAUGGAUAAACGACAUACGCAAGACUACGCCAAUGCGAGUGCGCUUGAGCCAUACUGGGGAUAUCUUCCCAAGGUCGUCCCUUGUACCAACGAUCCGGGCACUUGCGACUACCUCGAUGUCGUCUACUCCACCCACGCACAGGGCAUCCUCUUCGUGGGCAUCAUGUGGAUCGUCUUCGGAUCGCUCGUCUUCUUCUAUGGCAUCGGAAGACGCUUCGUUCCAGCACGGCAGCCAAAACCGUCGAAAGCAGCCGGCGAACAACCACCGCAACGACAAUCAUUCCUCCACCGAGCAGCAACAACCACAUCAUCCGCAAUCCGACGACAUCUCCUCAAAGAAACCCCUCUACGUUCCAUCUUCGGUCGCACAACUCGCCUGCAAGUCGCCAUCCUAGCCUUCCUCAUCACCUACCUCACCAUCUUCACCUUCGUCGGCUUCCGCUACGAAUCAUGGAAUACUCCACCCAACAAGCAAGGCUACCGCAAACACCGCACCUCUCUCGGUCCCUGGUCCGACCGAAUCGGCGUCAUGGCGUAUGCGAUCGUUCCAUUCUCCGUCCUUCUCUCCACCCGCGAGUCUCUCCUCUCCCUCAUCACAGGAAUCCCAUACCAGAACUUCAUGUUCCUCCACCGCUGGAUCGGAUACGUCAUCUUCGUCCAAUCGGCUCUGCACACCAUCGGCUGGUGCAUCAUCGAAGUCAGACUCUACCAGCCUCAACCACGAGUAUGGUACGACUUUAUCACGCAGGCGUACGCCGUGUGGGGUGUCGUUGCUAUGGUCGUCAUGUCCUUAAUGCUGGCCAUGUCAUUGCCACCAGUGAUCCGACGGACCGGUUAUGAAGUCUUCCGCAAAGCACACUAUGUCAUGGCGAUGAUCUUCAUCGGCGCAUGUUAUGGGCAUUGGGAACACCUCGGCGUCUUUCUGAUCGCUGCGUUGGUCGUGUGGGGUGUUGAUCGGUUCUUCCGUCUUGCUCGCACGUUCGUCUUACACUACGAUUUCCUUCCGGAGAGCACGUCAGCAAUGCGAUUCCAAGCUGCGGAUGCCAAGUUGCAGCAUUUUCCGGACCAAAUCAACGGAGAUGUCGUCCGACUGGAUUUCGUCCACAAUCACUCGCCAUGGCAAGUCGGCCAGCAUUUCUACCUCUGCUUUCCCGAGUCUUCGAUCUGGCAAUCCCACCCAUUCACGCCGCUCAGUCUGCCAGGAUUGACACAAAGUGGCCAGCAACACUCCUACGUCUUCCGCGCAAAAUCUGGCGAAACGAAGAAGAUGGCCGAAAUCGCCUUGCGAAAGCUGUCCGCCGCAGCAGCUAUCACGUCCACGGAGAAGGAAGACUUCUCCGAAAAUCACCCAACUCAACCUCUCACCCACGACUUUAAUGCAGCUUCCACAAAAGUCAUCCUCACAGGCCCAUACGGCACAUCUCACACACAAAAGCUCGACGACUCUCCCGGCAUCAACGUCCUUCUCAUAGCCGGCGGCACAGGUAUCACCUUCGUCUUGCCAGUUCUCUUCCACCUCAUGACCGCACCCACACCCGGUGGCUCCGCAGAUCGAAGGAUCGAGUUCAUCUGGGUCGUGAGGAGAAGACAGGAUCUCGAGUGGGUGAAGCCAGAACUGGAUACGCUCCGGGCUGCGAGCGCGAGGAUGAAUCUCAUCAUCCGCAUUUUCGUCACACGCGAAGGUGGAGAUGGCGUUGAGGCUGUGCAGCCUGGAUCCGGCGACAUUAAUUUUUCAGCUGGUGAGAAGAGCCUCGCGAACAAUGUCUCCGCAUUGACAUCCACGACGCCCUCCUCGGACGACGACAUCCACUCUCCUUCCUCAUCCGCCUCUUCAACGCCAUCAUCCCUCCGCAAACAAUCCGAUCUCCCGAGAAGUGCCGUCAACGAGCUGAACCAUCGCCCCUCCCUCCCCACCCUCCUCUCCACAUUCAUCGACUCCACUAUCCGCGGUCCAACAACAGUCUACGCUUCUGGACCACCAGAGAUGAUCACGGACGUCAGGAGGCAGGUAGCGGAGAGCAACGACGCCGGCAAAGUGUGGAAAGGAGACGAGAGAGGAUGGGUAGAAUUGGUGGCUGAUGAUCGGGUGGAGUGGUAG
Zymoseptoria tritici IPO323 is the source of this 2211-nucleotide messenger RNA. RefSeq names its product putative FRE ferric reductase-like transmembrane component. NCBI's taxonomy places the organism in Eukaryota, Fungi, Ascomycota, Dothideomycetes, Mycosphaerellales, Mycosphaerellaceae. Gene Ontology annotation, cellular component: plasma membrane. The transcript is spliced from 2 exons. The record is from RefSeq and is a predicted model, not a curated record. Gene Ontology annotation, biological process: intracellular iron ion homeostasis; copper ion import; iron ion transport. Gene Ontology annotation, molecular function: ferric-chelate reductase activity. Bases 82 to 2211 code for a protein of 709 amino acids.